AUGCGGCAUACUCUCUUCGAAGUCUUUGGGUUGAAAUCCAAAUCCUGCAAAGUAUGGGAUAGUCAUUUCGCUGUUGGCUUGAGUUGCUUCGCCUUUGCCCCAAGUGCUGCUGCUUUCUGGGCUGUGUCUCUGUGUCUCUUCCAAUUUGCAGAUCUGGAGGAUCCUGGCGUUUGGAUCCAGGUGAUCCUGUAUGCUUUGCUGGGUGUCUUGUACACUCUGGUGGUCAUUACAUCAUACCUGGCGGACUAUCUCUUUAUCAAACGCGAACAGCGGUCCCUCUAUGGACGAGUUGACAUCGCCUUGGCUUCUGGCACCUUCUUUUUGUCCAUGUUUGACUACUUCCUCCGCGCAACGUUCCUGGAGACCCUAGUGCUGGUGUUGAUGGCCAUGUCCGCCUUUGCCUGGUCGGGGCGCUCUGAGUCCUUCGAUACCUGGGUGUGGCGCCACUGCUGCUGGCAUGUCAUUGGAGGUUCCAUCGCACUUUAUGGAGCUUUGAUGCAUUUGCCCAGCGCCAGUAGUAUCACCACUCCGUUGCCCCAAUAUCUUCUCCUGAUGGAAGGUCUUUACAUCGCGGCCAUCGCCACAUUCCUGGCGCUGCGGCAAAACCUGCAGCUGGAGCGAAAGGAGGAGCUUUGGGACAGUUGGGCUGUGUGUGCCAACUGGCAGCUUCACCCUAGCCUUGGUGAUGGACUACAAAGCCUGGAAGAAUCAGAUGGGGAAGACCCAGGUUGCUGCACCUUCACAAGGCUGUGGGCAUUUGGGAAAACACGGGGCCAUUGUUGGCCAAUCUCAUUGCAUGCAGGUCCUCUUCCCAAAGAGCCUUAA
This is a messenger RNA of Cladocopium goreaui, 825 nucleotides long. NCBI's taxonomy places the organism in Eukaryota, Dinophyceae, Suessiales, Symbiodiniaceae. The record is from the annotation of a GenBank genome assembly.